CUGAGAUGCGACAGAAAAUGUCCAAUAACCCAGCUCGUGUUUCUGCCUAACCUUUUUCCUUUCCCACAACCCUCAGAUGAGAGCUUCCUAAGCACAAAUUAGAUAGCAACUCCGGAACUAUCACAAGUGGGGACAAGACACGAAAUUCCUAACAGUCGAAUAAAGUAGACUUUUGUCUCAUUGAGUAUUUAUGAAUUGAUAAGGAUAUCUUGAUGAUAAGAUAAAACGCUUCUUCAUCAUAAAUAGUUCGUGUUUGAAUUAUAUAGUAUAUCAUAACUAUUUGAGUGGAGGAGAAAAUAUCCAACUUCCGGCCUAUACUAAGGGGAUUUUCACACGUUAGAAACAUUUUUAAAUACGAUCAAUUUUCAAACGGAGAAGUGAGAUACACAACUUCAAAUGGAAAUUUAUUUGUCAAUUGAUGAAGUUUGAUGUUACGAGUUAAAAACUGAUGAUUUUUUUGAAUAAUGAUUCAAUUGUUUACGACGCUAUGAAGAGUUUAUUCAAAUAUGCAAAAUUAUUAAUAUUGACAGAUUUAUCGCCAACAAUAAAGAUUUUGAGAAAAUACCAAACCAAUUAGUUUACUUGAUGCACUUCCGGCAGGACUAUUGCUUAUUCCCCAUUUGGCUGUAAAUUUUGGUGUUUUGGGAAGGUUUGAACAAUCUAGCCUCAAUUUGUUAGAAUUCCUGUGCAAUGGAUAAAAUCUUGUCAGUUUUUGGUUCAAUACCAAACCUUAAGAGUCAUUACGAUGACGAUUCAAUCGAUAGACUCUUCCAUAAAUAUACAACAACGAUGCUAGCCGCUUUUGCCAUUGUUGUAUCAACGUCCCAAUUUGUUGGUGAUCCAAUACAUUGCUGGGUUCCCGCUCAUUUUUCCGACGGUUGGUUAGAAUAUACAAAUAGCUAUUGUUGGGUAAAAAAUACGUAUUAUAUUGACUUUGAUAAAAGAUUACCGGCGGAGAAGACAAACGAAAUAUCCUAUUAUCAGUGGAUACCUAUUAUAUUUUUACUCUCAGCUCUAAUAUUCUAUUUACCAGUUAUCGUUUGGAGGAUGAUGAAUUCUAAAUCCGGUAUAGAUAUUCAAUCUUUAGUUCAAGAGAAUGAUAAUGAAUUACAAGCUGAACAAUUGAAAAGAUAUCUUGAUGCUCAAGAAGAAUUAUUGAUCAGGAAAAAGGCAAUUUCCUGUAAUAGAGUUUUUUCAUUCUGCUGUUUGUGCAAAGAGAAGAGUAAAAGUUAUCUAACUGUUCUCUAUAUCAUUGUUAAGAUAUUGUACUUUAUUGAUGGUUUAGGGCAAAUGUUCCUUAUGAACCUUUUUCUGGGUUAUAAAUACAAUCUAUACGGAUUUGAAAUUAUAAGACAAUUGUGGAAUGGUAACGAACCGAAUUCUCCAAGAUUUCCAAAAGUUACGCUGUGCGAUUUAAAGAUAAGAAGAUUAGGGAACGUUCAUCCUUAUACUGUUCAAUGUGUUCUUUCUAUUAAUUUAUUCAAUGAAAAAAUGUUCAUUUUUCUAUGGUUUUGGAUUGUUUUUUUAUUAAUUUUGCAGGCAAUUUCAACAGCUAAAUGGUUAAUUAAAUCAUUAACUAACUCAUAUGAUUAUAUUAAUAAGCAUAUUAAACUGGAGGACGAAGAUAAAAUAAAGAAAUUUCAACGAUAUUUAGGUAGAGAUGGAGUUUUUAUUUUCAGGAUUAUUGCUCUUAAUACAAAUCCUCUAACUGAACAUCAACUCUUUAGAACAAUCUGGCUAUCUUGGCAAAAGAAGAUAUCGCAAGAAAAACCGAAUCAAAGGUUUCUUUAUUAAUUUUUAAACAAUGGUUUUUCAAAGGAGGAUUAGGGAUAAUCCAACAGAAAGAGCGAGCUACAGGACAAUCAUAAUCCAGAUUAUUUUGAUACUAUGGCUAAUAUCCUCAAAAAUUGUAAUUGCCUUUAUUACUAAUUUAGUUCCUAAAUUUUUAUCCUAUACUACCAGAUGGCGCUGUGAACGAAUUUCUUGGUCUUUCAUUAUAUAACUUUAAAAAACUAUCUAAAAAGUCUUUACAAUACAUGUUUAACAGUUAAAAAUAAACUGGUACACAAUUCAACUUUUAAAA
Messenger RNA from Dimorphilus gyrociliatus, 2083 nucleotides. NCBI's taxonomy places the organism in Eukaryota, Metazoa, Annelida, Polychaeta, Dinophilidae. The record is from the annotation of a GenBank genome assembly.